Messenger RNA from Chenopodium quinoa (quinoa), 2615 nucleotides. RefSeq names its product protein RETICULATA-RELATED 6, chloroplastic-like. Bases 188 to 2371 code for a protein of 727 amino acids. Lineage: Eukaryota; Viridiplantae; Streptophyta; Magnoliopsida; Caryophyllales; Amaranthaceae. The transcript is spliced from 7 exons. The record is from RefSeq and is a predicted model, not a curated record.
GCCGCAAAAUCCACGUCAGAAAACCCAAAAAACCCAACCUUUUUAUUCGUCCCACAAUUUCCUUUUUAUUUUCCUUUUAUUUUUGAGGCAGAAAAUUAUCCAUGUCUCCAUUUAUUCUCCUUCCAUUUCUUCACCAAGCUCUUUGAGUUGCCCUGUGAAUGUAUCACUUUCUCUCUCCUCGCCAUCAAUGAAGCUUCAAGCUCACCCAGGCGCUGAUUACAUUCCACGGCUUCUCCAACACUCCGCCGCCAAAUUCUCGCCGGAAAAUCCUCAAAUUCCGGCGAACAUCCGUGUUUCCCGGCGUGUUCUAACCUCAAGAUGUCGUUUUACUGUCAGAAAUUCCGGCGAAAAUCACGAGAAUUCCGACGAAGUUAGCCGCGGAAGAAGAGGUAUUAUUUUCACACCACUGCUUGCUGUUGGCGCUGGUUUCCUCCGGUCAGCGGUUGUUAAGGCAGACGAGAAGCUUCCAGAAGUAGCGGUUACUCCGCCUUCGCCGGCACCUCCGGCGGAGAAUAAGGUGGAGGAGAUUUCUUCGAGGAUAUACGAUGCGACGGCGAUUGGAGAGCCGUUAGCGGUGGGGAAAGAUAAGAGUAAGGUGUGGGAGAAGGUGAUGAAUGCGAGAAUUGUCUAUUUAGGUGAAGCGGAACAAGUUCCGAUUGGCGGCGAUAAAGAAUUAGAGGUUGAAAUUGUGAAGAAUUUGAGGAAGAGAUGUGUUGAGAGUAAUCGCACUCUUUCUUUGGCUCUUGAAGCUUUUCCUUGUAAUUUGCAGGAGCAGCUCAAUCAAUUUAUGGAUGGAAGGAUAGAUGGGGAUACCUUGAGGUCUUUUACAGCACACUGGCCACCUGAGCGAUGGCAGGAAUAUGAACCUCUCUUAGGUUACUGCCGUGAUAAUAAAGUUCGCCUGGUUGCUUGUGGUGCUCCACUUGAGGUGAUGAGGACUGUCCAAGCUGAAGGCAUUCGUGGACUGUCAAAUGCUGAUCGUAAAAAAUACACUCCUCCAGCUGGUUCAGGAUUUACAGCAGGCUUUAAUGCUUUUUCCCGUAAAUCAUAUAAGGAGCCGACUUCUUUGAACGAGGCAUUAACUUUUGGUCCAAACUCAUAUCUCUCAGUACAAGCUAGGGCUGUAGAGGAUUAUACUAUUGCUCAGGUCAUUCUGCAAGCAGUGACAGAUGAAGGAGCUUCUGGGUUGCUUGUUGUUAUCACUGGUGCAAGUCAUGUCAUUUAUGGACCUCGAGGCACAGGAAUUCCAGCAAGAAUUUCAAAGAAAAUGCAAAAGAAGAACCAAGUUGUUAUGCUACUCAACCCAGAAAGGCAAUCUAUGAGAAGAGAAGGAGAAGUUCCUGUGGCUGAUUUCUUAUGGUACUCUGCAGCUAGACCUUGCAGUAGGAAUUGUUUUGAUCGUGCUGAAAUUGCACGUGUUAUGAAUGCUGCUGGCAGGAGAAGAGAUGCACUUCCUAAGGACCUUCAGGAAGGACUUGAUCUUGGUCUUGUGUCUCCGGAGGUGCUACAAAACUUCUUUGAUUUGGAGCAGUAUCCCAUUAUAUCAGAACUUACUCAUCGGUUUCAGGGUUUCAGAGAAAGAUUAUUAGCAGAUCCAAAAUUUUUAAACAAAUUAGCUAUUGAAGAAGCUAUAUCACUGACAACAACUCUGAUUGCACAGUAUGAGAAACGGAAAGAAAAUUUUUUCCUGGAAAUUGACUAUGUCAUUACUGACUCAGUCAGGGGAGCUGUAGUUGAUUUCUUUACUGUUUGGCUUCCAGCCCCAACCCUUUCCUUCUUAUCUUUUGAUGAGAUGGGUACAUCUGACAGUAUGGAUUCUCUAAAGGGUUUGUUGGGAUCCAUCCCAGACAAUGCUUUUCAAAAAAGUCCUGUUGGGAAAAACUGGAAUCUGAAUCACCGGCUUGCAUCAGUGGUUUUUGGUGGACUGAAACUUGCUGGAGUUGGAUUUGUAUCAAGCAUUGCUGCCGUUGCUUCUUCAAAUAUCCUAUAUGCAUUACGUAAUUACCUCAAUCCAUCUCUGGUCACAAACCAGAAGAUAAAAAGAUCACCAAUCCUAAAAACAGCUGUUGUCUAUAGUAGCUUUCUUGGAACAUCAGCAAAUCUCCGAUACCAGAUUAUUGCUGGUGUAGUUGAGCAUCGUAUAUCUGAGCUCCUACCUUCUCAAACGCUGCUUGUAAAUAUGCUAUCCUUUUGUGCAAGGGUAAUAAAUUCCUAUUGGGGAACCCAGCAAUGGAUUGAUUUGGCACGUUAUACUGGGCUGCAGACUCGCAGUGUUGAAUCAUCUCCUGAUGUUUCCGAUCCUGUUGAAGCUUCUUCCGUCAAAUGCAGUAGCUCAGAUGAAACCAAUGUCAAUGACAUUAAAAAUCAGUGAGCUUAAAUUUGAUUGCAUUAUUCUUUAUACUUGUAUGUAAUACAUGUGCUGAUACCUAGGUAUAUAGGUAAGAGACAAAGCAGCUUUUAUCAAAAAAGCAAUUGUUUUCCUUAGUUUAGGACUUUUUUGUAUGACAUCACACUAGGAGAGUUACAUGUAUUACUGGAUAAAUAUGAAUAUAGUUCGCUGCCUGUUAUAUAUUAAAGCAGCAAUUUUAUGCAAAGCCAAUAACUUUUCCUGCUUC